GGUCCUCUCUAUAAAAUGACCCUCACAAAAUCACUCUCAUAACACUCACCUCUCACUAUCACUCCACACUAUGGCUUCUUUUGGGAACCAACUCUCUUUCGUUUUUCUGUUGGUUCUUGUUAUCUCCCCCCAAAUCCAUGCCAGAGAAGGCAAGUUUUUCAGCUUGUUCACCCAUUUCAGAACCAUCUAUAAUGUCAAAGACCCUCUAGCUAAAUCUCCAACACUAGCACCAGAACCAGCACCAGAACCAACGACAGCACCAGGACCAGCACCAGAAUUAGUAACAGAACCAACACAAACACCAACACCAGCAUCAGCACCAGGACCUUCAAAUUCACAAGCAAUUGGAUCAACAAUACCAUCAGGGCCAGCACCAGAGCCUGAAUUUUUUGAAAGUGGAGAUGGUUAUGGCCUCUAUGGUAGGGGCUCUUAUAGCCAAUACUCUCCCACCAAGGAGACUCCUACCACCACCACCACCACAACCUUUGGAAAUGAGCUUCUCAAUGAAGACUUCAGUGAUGAGAGCCACAAAACUGGCUACCCCAAGACCAACUUCUACAACAACAAUGAAGAGUACAGAAACAAUGACAACACUAACGAAGAGUACAGGAAAAGUUACAGCAAGAAUUAUGUAGAUAACUAUUCCAACAACAACAAUGACAAGGAAAAUUACUACUACAACAACAACAACAACUACUAUAGCAGCAAUGGCUAUCAGGGGCAGAGAGAAGGAAUGAGUGACACAAGGUUCAUGAAGAAUGGCAAGUAUUUUUAUGAUAUAAAUUCUCAUAAUGAGAAUUAUAACCUUAAUGAGUUCGAAUCAGGUAGAGGGGGCACCGAAAAUGAAGGUUACUAUGAGAAAAAUCAGUAUCCAAAUGAGUUUGACACAAUGGAAGAGUAUGAGAGGCAGCAGGAACAACAAGGGUACACUCCUUGAUUUUUUUUUAUUUUUUAUUUUAUGAAGUGAGAGUGAGGGAUACACAGAAUGCUUGGACAUUGAAAAGAGAAUACUAAGUUAUGAGGUAAUUGUGAUGCUUUACUUUCUGUAGUUUCAUCCUUGAUCUCGCACAUUUCAUGUUUUGCUGAUCAAAGCGAUGGAAAGUAUGCAGUUUUAUCAUUUGUGCAGUGUGUGGUUAUAUCUUUGGUGUUUUUCAUUGGAAACUAUAUAGCGUUUGUGUUCAUGUAACAAUUAGGAGGCACAAGACUUAAUGCCUUUGUUAUAUUAUGACAAUUUUUCUGCCUUUAA
Molecule: messenger RNA, 1246 nt
Organism: Cajanus cajan (pigeon pea)
Lineage: Eukaryota; Viridiplantae; Streptophyta; Magnoliopsida; Fabales; Fabaceae
Product: E6-like protein
Source: RefSeq, a predicted model, not a curated record